This is a messenger RNA of Lasiosphaeria miniovina, 741 nucleotides long. Its product is annotated as U3-containing 90S pre-ribosomal complex subunit-domain containing protein. Bases 1 to 741 code for a protein of 246 amino acids. Gene Ontology annotation, cellular component: 90S preribosome; nucleus. NCBI's taxonomy places the organism in Eukaryota, Fungi, Ascomycota, Sordariomycetes, Sordariales, Lasiosphaeriaceae. The transcript is spliced from 5 exons. The record is from RefSeq and is a predicted model, not a curated record.
AUGGCCGCCCUCGAGCAGAAAACAGUGAAGAGGAAGGCGGAUGACGACGGCAGCAAGAAGAAGAGAAAGAAGGUGCGCGAGGACGAGGCCGACCUCGAUGUCGAAGCCGGCCUGAACAGGGCCUUUGAGCGCAUGGACAGCCAGCUUCUGGCCGACCACAUCGCCCAGAAGACGAGCCGCUUUGGCACAGACCUGAGUCCCAUCGAGCUGUCGGAUCUGUACAUUUCAGCGACGGCUAUCAAGGACACCACUUCCUGGCAGAAGCCGCGGUCGCAGAAUAAUUUGCCUGACUUCCUCGAGGCUUUCUCCGAGAACCCGGAGAAGCUCCAGUCGGCCCCGAGGAAGCUGGGGGCGCCGCACACCAUCAUCGUAGCCGCAGCAGGCCAGCGCGCCGCCGACCUCGUCAGAUCCGUCAGGACGUUCCAGCAAAAAGGAAUCCCUGUGGCGAAGCUGUUCGCCAAGCACUUCAAGGUAGAAGAGCAGGUCGCAUUUCUCAAAAAGACGCGGACGGGAAUUGCAGUCGGCACGCCGCAGCGCUUGAUCGACUUGAUCGAUGACGGCGCCCUGUCUAUUGAGCAUCUGAAGAGGAUCGUGAUUGAUGCCUCGCACAUCGACCAGAAGAAGCGAGACAUCACUAACAUGAAGGAGACGAUGCUGCCGCUGACAAAACUGCUCUCGAGAAAGGACCUCAAGGACAAGUAUGCGAACGAGGAGAAGCCUACGGAAUUGAUAUUUUAUUAA